Messenger RNA from Xenopus tropicalis (tropical clawed frog), 11947 nucleotides. RefSeq names its product tet methylcytosine dioxygenase 3 (gene tet3). Gene Ontology annotation, cellular component: nucleus; chromosome. Gene Ontology annotation, biological process: chromosomal 5-methylcytosine DNA demethylation pathway; regulation of gene expression; epigenetic regulation of gene expression. The record is from RefSeq and is a predicted model, not a curated record. Lineage: Eukaryota; Metazoa; Chordata; Amphibia; Anura; Pipidae. The transcript has 10 exons. Bases 2048 to 7372 code for a protein of 1774 amino acids. Gene Ontology annotation, molecular function: DNA 5-methylcytosine dioxygenase activity; 2-oxoglutarate-dependent dioxygenase activity; DNA binding.
CACACAUUCAGACAAUGGAAGGCAGAAGCUCAGUUUUUCUCUGUGGGGUACAUAUGCCACCAGAAAAAACAACUUCUGUGCCAUUAGGCUUAGGUCUCUUCAUUAGGCAUUUUAUAGGUUAGUGAUCAGUACAUAGGGGAUCUACAAUUGUGAAGUUAUGGUUAGAGAGAUAUCAGCAAUUCUAAAAAUAAAGGGCAGUAAUAAUGUGGUUUUUGUUCUUACACACAUUGCACAGCUGGCCCUCCAUAACGCCUGAAGGGUUGGGGGUUCUGCAGAAAUGGAAUGUCACAUUUCAAGCACAUGAUGGUUAUGUAUACAGUUGUCCUAUUAAAACUGGAAUGACUUGUUCAACUAAUAUAAGUUACAGAGGCAAGGGCUAAACGUGUUGUAAGCAUAUUGCGUGAGAACACUUGAGAUUAACCCCUGCUUACAACAAAAAAAGUUUGGGCACAAAGCUAAUUCAUUUUUUGUAUCUAGGUAAACGCCAUUUAUUUAACAAAUCUUGUAUAGAAUUAUACAAGUAAUUCAUUACUAGUCAGAGAAAUAUUUUUUCCAGACAUCAACUCAGAUUUUUUUGAGCAACCCUGUUCCACCCCCUCACCUGGUCACUUGUAGUAACAUUCCUUCUCCCUGCAGUUUGCACCCGAAUUACAGAGUUACAACAGGCUCGGUCGGAGCACGACCAAGAUGCACGCAAGUUCUGAGUUGGUAUCUCCAUUUUGCCAAUUAAUUUGAAAUUGAUAUGGACACAUUUUUUGAAAACAAAAUGUAAUGAACAUUAUUCCAGUACCUUGAGCACAAAGGUGGUUGAUAUACUGUUUUUUUCUUGAUGCAAUUCAUCUUUUUACACUCUUAGGCCAGUGGCACAUUAAGCAUUAUCUCCAUCUGCAAGGCAACAUGUAAAAAGGCCGAUCUGUGUUAUCAAGGCACUGCAUUGGCGCGUUUUCAUACUAAAAUCUACAAUCACAGGCCGACACACCUCAGAGAAAACACCUAGUGUGCUACUGACCAUACGGCUAUGGGACAUAUGAGGCAUUUUGUCCUCAGCUGUUUUUUUAGCCGCCAGAGUAAUACCUAAAACUAUACCUGCUUCAUUUGAAUGGAAAAGGACUCCCUUUAACAGUACUGGUGCUUUUCAGCAUGAAGACUCUAACACUAGCACUGCCAGGUGUUCCCCAACACCAGUGGGUCAUCAGACAUAUAAUUAUAGUGUCUUCUAAAGGUCUUUUUCCUCAAUGCCCACACGAUCUAGAACUAGGUCACCUCCCUUACAUAACGCUUUUUCGGUGCAACAAGGAUUUGUUUGUCUAGCGCUACAAAUGAGCUACCUCGUCACUCUGGAGGUAUCGCAGCUAAAGAAAUUGUCGCCCUUUUUGCGCUACAGAAGCGUUGCCCAGCUUCUGAUUGGCAGCCAGGAAUACGCAGGCAUAGAAGGGUGGACUCCGGUUUAUCUGCCAGCGCUUUUCCAGAUUACAUCAUAUGGAACAAGGGAAUGGGAAAAGAAUGGUGAGCUCUCUCAGCCUUUCCUGCACAAGGGGGACUCGAUGUCAAGAACUAAAAGCGAACACUUUGGGGGAAAUUGAAUCUCCUCAGCUUCCUUUUUCGACGCAGAGUACAAGCCCGGCCUGAACAGAGAGAGAAUAUUUGCAGCUGGGACCGCGCACAAGAGGCAGUCGGGGCGAGGCACAAUGCUGAAUUUCAGUCCACUUACAUUUAGCUGGUGCUUAUGGAAUAAGAAACUCAUUCCCCAUCUUGUAGUGACUGCUCUUUCAGUAGCUCGCAGCAGAGAGAGCUGUGUGCUGUUAGCGAAAUGUACGUGUGCUGUUUGACAGGGCUAAUGGCCCCUACAGCUGUUAGAAGGGGGGAGGGUGAGGUGUGUGUAGGCUGAAUCUCUAAGCAGCUUCCUGCUCACCACUUCUAUUCUCACGUCUUUUUAAAGCCCCAGGACUCUUCUUCCCUCUCAGGCUUCCUCACUUCUCUUUUUCUGCUGGAUUCUUCAAAUAACUGUUCUGAAAGCAUUUUAGUUGAUGGACCCAAAACAGACCAAAUGGAAGCAGGGCCAGUUAACCAUGUUCAAGAAGGAAGGUUAAAGCAGGAAUGUGACUCUACCCUCCCAAGUAAGGGAUGUGAGGAUCUAGCAAACCAAUUAUUAAUGGAAGCAAAUUCGUGGCUAAGCAAUACAGCUGCUCCUCAGGAUCCCUGCAACAAGCUCAACUGGGAUAAACCCACCAUUCCCAACCAUGCUGCUAAUAACAAUUCAAACCUAGAAGAUGCCAAAAAUCUAGUUGCAUUCUCUGCUGUGGCUGAGGCUAUGUCUACCUAUGGCAUGCCUGCAUCAGGGACCCCCUCUUCGGUAUCACUGCAGCUAUAUGAAAAGUUUAAUUAUGAGACAAACAGGGACAACUCUGGGCACUUGGAAGGCAAUGCUCCAUCAUGUCCCGAAGACCUAAACACUCUAAAAGCAGCCCUUGCACUUGCAAAGCAUGGCGUGAAACCACCUAACUGUAACUGUGACGGCCCUGAGUGCCCGGACUAUCUAGAAUGGCUGGAAAAUAAAAUAAAAUCUACAGUUAAAGGUUCUCAGGAGAGCCCAUUCCCUAAUCUGGGUCAGGUCAGUAAAGAGCUGGUGCAAAAACAAUACCCUAAAGAACAGGUGCUAAAUCUAGAAAAUAAAAAUUCAACAUGUCCUUCAGGUAACCUUCCCUUUUCUCAAAAUGCACUGAGUCUUGCUAAAGAAAAAAAUAUAAGUCUGCAAACGGCCAUUGCCAUUGAAGCUCUUACACAACUAUCAUCUGCACUUCCACAGACAAACAAUGAAUGCCCCAAUGCUCCUUCCCAACCUUUAAUAAACCCUCAUGAUCAGUUAACUCAUUUCCCCUCUGCUAAAGGCAACCAGUUACCAAUGUUACCAGUGGCCCGCAAUGAACUGUUCCAGAAUCAGCAGUCCCAAUUAUACACUGGCAAAAAUGCUCUUCCUGUGCCCCAAUCUCCAAGGCAAACUUCUUGGGAGCAGAACAAGAAAUCUAGUUACCAAGAAGGACAAUACAUUCCUGAAAAUUUAUCACAUAGUUCUUCUGUGUUGCCCAGUGAUGCUUCUACCCCACAAAAACCUGAAUUCCUUCAGCAGUGGGUCCAAAAUGCAGAUCUUUUGAAGUCUCCAUCUGAUCCUAUGACUGGGUUAAAGCAAUUGCUUGGGAACACAGAUGAGUACAUCAAGUCUGUGUUUAAAGGGCCAGAGGCUUUGCCCAACAAAAAAAAUGUGAAGCCCAAACAUACCAUUAAAUCCAUAAAAAAAGAAUCCACCGAGUUUCUCAAAAUGUCACCAGAUCAACAGCUCUCUCAGCUUCUUCAAACAAAUGAAUUUCAUCGUAAUACCCAGGCUGCACUUCAGCAGCAUCUCCACCAUAAACGCAAUCUAUUUGUGGACCCAAAUGCUAUGGAAGCAUGUACCCAAGAACAGCAAAACUGGUGGGUGCCGAGUUCUCAACAAGCUCCAGUUUCCAAGACAACAGAGAAACCUGUAAAAGAGAGGAAGAAAAGGCGACAGUCUCCUUCACAAAAGCAAGUGGAACCAAAACCGAAACCUCAACGUAAGCAAGUGCAAAUAAAGAAACCCAAGGUGAAGGAAGGAAGUGCAGUCUUCAUGCCUGUGAGCCAAAUAAGCCUGGAUACUUUUCGCAGAGUUGAAAAAGAAGAGAACCAGGGGAAAGAAAUGGAUGCAGAGAACUCUCUUCCUAAUAACGUACAAACAGAACUACUUGAAUCCCAGUCUUUACAACUGACUGGAUCACAGGCAAAUCCUGAUGACAGAAAGACUGUAAACACUCAGGAAAUGUGCAAUGAAAAUCAGUCUAACAUUGGGAAGGCCAAUAACUUUGCACUUUGUGUCAAUCGGGCUAAUUCUUUUGUUGCAAAAGACCAAUGUCCAACACCUUCCACACAUGAUACCAGCUCUAGCUCUGGACAAGGUGAUUCUGCCAACCAGCACCACACAAAUGUGAGUGAUGUUCCUGGGCAAAAUGACCUUAGCUGCCUUGAUGACAAGUUGGAAGAUCUAAUAAGGCAGUUUGAAGCUGAGUUUGGGGAAGAUUUCUCUCUACCUGGUUCUGCGGUCCCCUCUCAGAAUGGUGAAGGACCGCCAAAACAAACACCAUCAGGAGAUCCACAAUUUAAACUGCCCUUUCCUUCCCAGUUGUUACCACCUGAGAAUUCCACAAAGCCUGCCACCCAUUCCAACCCUGCACUUUCAAAUAAUCCUGUAUCACGUGAAGUUUCUAAUAACCUUGAUAGUCUGUUCUCAUCAAAGUCUCCCAAGCAGAUAAAAAUCGAAUCUUCUGGUGCUAUAACAGUGGUGUCUACCACAUGCUUCUACUCAGAGGAAAACCAACAUCUUGAUGGAACUCCUACAAAAAGUGACCUGCCUUUCAAUCCUACUCUUAGUGGGUUUUUGGACUCGCCUCUCAAAUAUCUGACAUCUCCAACCAAGAGCUUAAUAGAUACACCAGCUAAAAAGGCUCAAGCAGAAUUUCCAACAUGCGACUGUGUUGAACAAAUUAAUGAAAAAGAUGAAGGCCCAUAUUAUACACAUCUGGGUUCUGGACCAACAGUGGCUUCUAUCAGAGAGCUAAUGGAAGAGCGGUUUGGACAAAAAGGGGAUGCAAUCCGCAUUGAAAAGGUGAUCUACACAGGAAAAGAAGGAAAAAGCUCAAGGGGUUGUCCUAUUGCAAAAUGGGUCAUUCGCCGUCAGAGCGAGGAUGAGAAGUUGAUGUGCCUUGUCCGGCAACGGGCAGGCCACCAUUGUGAAAAUGCAGUCAUCAUUAUCUUAAUUAUGGCCUGGGAAGGAAUUCCUCGCUCUCUAGGAGAUUCUCUCUACAACGACAUCACUGAGACAAUCACCAAGUAUGGAAAUCCAACAUCACGGAGAUGUGGACUGAAUGAUGAUCGAACCUGUGCAUGCCAAGGCAAGGACCCAAAUACCUGUGGUGCUUCUUUCUCUUUUGGGUGCUCAUGGAGCAUGUACUUUAAUGGUUGCAAGUAUGCUCGUAGCAAGACCCCCCGGAAGUUCCGACUUAUAGGAGAAAAUCCCAAGGAGGAAGAUGGCCUGAAGGAUAACUUUCAGAAUCUAGCUACAAAGGUUGCUCCAGUGUACAAGAUGCUUGCUCCUCAGGCUUAUCAAAAUCAGGUUAACAAUGAGGAUAUUGCAAUAGAUUGUCGGCUAGGUCUCAAGGAGGGGCGUCCUUUCUCUGGGGUGACUGCAUGCAUGGAUUUCUGUGCCCAUGCCCACAAAGACCAGCACAAUCUAUACAAUGGAUGCACUGUGGUCUGCACUCUAACUAAGGAGGAUAACCGUAUGAUUGGCAGGGUUGCUGAGGAUGAGCAGCUCCAUGUACUUCCACUGUACAAGGUUUCCACAACUGAUGAAUUUGGGAGUGAGGAGGGUCAACUUGAAAAGAUAAAGAAAGGAGGAAUCCACGUGUUGAGCUCUUUUCCCCGGGAGGUACGCAAGCUUUCAGAACCAGCAAAGUCUUGCAGGCAGAGACAACUAGAAGCCAAGAAGGCCGCAGCCGAAAAGAAGAAACUUCAAAAGGAGAAACUGGUCUCUCCGGAUAAGACCAAGCAGGAGCCAUCAGACAAAAAGACGUGCCAGCAAAACCCAGGUGUUCCUCAGCAACAGACAAAGCCUUGUAUAAAAGUGGAGCCUUCCAAUCACUACAAUAACUUUAAGUACAAUGGAAAUGGAGUUGUGGAGAGCUACUCAGUGUUGGGCAGCUGCAGGCCGUCCGACCCUUACAGCAUGAACAGCGUUUACUCCUAUCAUUCUUUCUAUGCACAACCUAACCUGCCUUCCGUGAAUGGCUUUCAUUCAAAAUAUGCUCUUCCUCCCUUUGGAUUUUAUGGCUUUCCUAACAAUCCUGUGGUUCCCAACCAGUUCAUGAAUUAUGGUACAAGUGAUGCAAGGAACAGUGGAUGGAUGAAUAAUUGUUUUGAGAAAAAGCCAGAGCUUCAGUCACUGGCAGAUGGAAUGAAUCAAAGUUACGGGAGUGAGUUAUCAGAGCAGAGUUUUAGGAGAUCAAGUGAGGUACCACACCACUACAGCCUCCAAAAUCCCAGCAGUCAAAAAUCAGUUAAUGUUCCCCACCGAACUACUCCUGCACCAGUGGAGACUACUCCAUAUUCUAAUCUUCCCUGUUAUAACAAAGUCAUUAAAAAGGAGCCAGGUAGUGAUCCACUUGUAGAUUCUUUCCAGAGAGCAAAUAGUGUCCAUUCACAUAGCCCAGGAGUUAAUCACUCAUUACAGGCCAGUGAUCUGCCCAUCUCAUACAAAGCUAAUGGUGCUCUAUCAUCAUCAGGGAGGACUAAUGCAGAAAGUCCGUGCAGUAUGUUUAUGCCCAAUGAUAAAAAUGGUCUAGAAAAGAAAGAUUAUUUUGGAGUCCAUUCGAAUGCCCCUGGUCUGAAGGACAAGCAGUGGCCUCCCUAUGGAACUGAUGUUUCAGUGAGACAACAUGAUUCACUUGACUCGCAGUCUCCAGGAAAAGUGUGGAGCUCAUGCAAGCUGAGUGACAGUUCCGCUGCCCUGCCCUCCUCUGCAAGUACACAGGAUAAGAACUGGAAUGGUAGACAGGUCAGUCUUAAUCAGGGGAUGAAGGAGUCUGCGCUGUUCCAAGAAAAACUCUGGAAUUCAGUUGCUGCCAGUGACAGGUGCAGUGCCACGCCCAGUGACAGAAGUAGCAUCACCCCCUGUUCUGAGCUUCAGGACAAGAACUGGGGAUCAUUUCCUAAUCCAACAGUAAACUCUUUGAAGACUGACUCCAGCCAGAACCACUGGGAUCCCUAUAGCCUAGAUGAUAAUAUGGAUGAUGGCCAAUCAAAGAGUGUAAAAGAGGAGGAUGAUGAGGAGAUCUGGUCUGAUAGUGAGCACAACUUUCUGGAUGAGAAUAUCGGAGGUGUGGCUGUAGCCCCAGGACAUGGCUCUAUCCUAAUUGAAUGUGCAAGGAGAGAGCUCCAUGCUACCACUCCACUGAAAAAGCCCAACAGAUGUCAUCCAACUCGAAUCUCUCUUGUAUUCUACCAACACAAGAACUUAAACCAACCUAACCAUGGAUUGGCACUUUGGGAGGCCAAAAUGAAGCAGUUGGCAGAAAGGGCACGUGCAAGGGAGGAAGAGGCUGCCAAGCUAGGUAUCAAACAGGAAGUAAAAAGUUUGGGUAAAAAGAGGAAGUGGGGUGGUGCUGCCACUACAGAAACCCCACCAGUUGAGAAGAAAGACUAUACCCCUACCCGACAGGCAGCUACAAUUUUAACAGAUUCUGCUACCACUUCAUUCUCCUAUGCCUAUACCAAGGUUACGGGACCAUACAGUCGCUUUAUAUGAGAUUAAAACAGCUACUCUUGUGGCAUUUGUACCUCAGCUAAUCCACAGCACUGUAAUAUAUGGUGCUACUUUAUGGUGCUUUUCACUUGUGUGCUGCCGGGAAGUCCCGACCAUGUGCACACCUCCCAGGACUUUACCCUCUCAGCAAGAGAACUUUUACUGUAUAUUUUUUUUUUUUCAUUAAUCUUAAAAAGAUUUAUAUUUCUGCGUUUUUUUUAAAACACAAUGUUGUACACCAGAUGACAGGAAGAAAACCGAAAAAAAAAAAAAAAUCACAACAUCCUUUUAUGACACAAGCUCCCCACACUCAAAGAUUUUUAACUGCAUUUGAACAUUUAUUUAUUCAAUGUUUUAAAAUAAUGAUGGUGCAGAGAUUCUAGCUUGAGGAAUUCAUUUUAAGCUAAAUAAGAGUCCUGAUCGAUGCCAAAAAUGCAACUUAAAUGUAAUUCUGGUAACUUUGCUAAAAUAUCACUUGUAUAGUAUUUUUGGCAGCAGGCUAGAUACAGUAUCCCUUUGAAAUGAUAAUGGACUUUCCAGUUCUGGCUAUUUAUUAUUGCAGAACGUUGCAUUGACCACUUUUUAAAGGUAUUUUUAAAUGGUUGCCAAAUCUGCAACCCUACAGCCGUAAAAAUACAGAUGUUUUCUGUAAACGAUGUGGUAACGUACUGAUAACCCUGAUUUAAAGCAAUAAUUUAUGUAAUUUUAAGAUACUUCUAAUUUAUACUCUUGUUUUAUAAUAGGGAAAAAAUAUCAGAUUAACAUUUCUGAGAUCAAAGUAAAUGAAAUCCUAAAUUUAGAGUUUAUGCUGCCGCUAGCAUCUGUAUUUUUGCCCAUGUCUUGAUGCAGCAGAUUAAAAAAAGUUUUAAAAUGGAAUAAAAUGAAAAAAAGGGUUGCUGUAUCUUUCAUCAGAUGAGAACUGUGAAUAGCUACCAUUGCUGUCGGAAAUGUUAUUAUUGGUUCAUAUGGUGCUGGCAGAAAUUAGGGCAUUCUUUGUAUCAUAUAUAUCAAUGGAACUGCCACACAGACCAAAUACUCUGGAUUUUCCUUUGAGGUUUUUUCCAGUGAAAAAAAUAACCUUUCCUUCAUAUGCCCCAACUUUCUUUUAAAUCAUUUUGAUAGUAGUGAUUGUGAUCUUUGAGUCCAUUUAGCCAUCCUGCUCCCUACUUUUUGGGAUGGGGGUAUAGGGCAUUGGAAUUGGGGGGGAAUACAUUUUAAAUGAUAACCAUUAUGGAAAAAGAGUGGUGCUGUAUGCGGGGUCACAACAUGGGGUACUUAGAUGUUAUGAGGAUAAAGAAAGGAAAAUAAAUAAAAAAGAAGGUAUUUUUUAAGACCACAGGCAAAAUAUUUAGAUUUUUUAAUGAAGGUCAUUCUAUCAGCAUUCACAAAAUGAGUGUCAGGUUGUGCCUCGGCAGGGGGUAGAGUAAAGGGGGAAUUUAAAUAUGUGUGGGGGCUUUAAAAGUAAGUUUUUUUCCCAGCAUCAGUGCUAUUAACCACUCUAGCUGCAGAGGGGUUAAUAUCACCGAAUGUAAAUCUCUAGGUAAAAUAAGGAGGUGGCUUUGUGUCUUGGAAUUUUACAUAAUAUUCCUUAUAGAUUUUAAACGAGAUGCAUGGAACAACAGAUUCCAUACGGUCUAAAUAUUUGAAACCGUCAGUUUGUAAAUAGCUUAUUUUUCUGUUUUAUAAUUUUAUUUUAAAGCACUUUUUAUCCUGCUGCAAACAAUUGGAAUAGAUAAUGGGAGAAAUGUAUAUAGCGGUAGAAUAUUUAACACAGUGUGUCCGUCCUACCAGUUACUGCAUUUAUAAUAAUUUUUGGCUUUUUUUUUAGUUUUUGUAAAAUAAGGAAAGGUUGCUCUCAUAUUGGCUAGAGCGAGAGUUAGCAUAAUUGAUGAAUGAAGCUUCAUCACGCCAUAAACUGACUAUACCACAUUGUUGAAUGAUACCGAGUAUCAGUGGACUUUUACUGUUUGAUAAGAUGAGUUAAAGAUCAAGUUACCAUAGCCGGGUCAUUACCUCUGCUGUCCUAAGUAUUACUCAGAUUUGGGCUAUUAUAAUUAUUAUAGCGGGAGUUUUGUGAUUAUUUCUACAGAUCCAUGAUUCUUCUUGAUUUAGUUGAACUUCAGUAUCCCGACUGGCAAUGUCAUAUUCUGCUGUUUUGAACAUAAACUGUUGAUUAUCCUACAGACUGAUUCCAUACCCUUGUGUAGCACAGUGCAGUUCUUCCAGACUCUCGCCCAUGUAGCAUGUUUCCAACUAGGCAUCUUAUUCAGUGCAGGGAUUUCAUAAUAUUUAUUAAGGGUGGUUGUAUCUUUUUUUAUUUUUAGAAAGAGUCCUGCAUUUUGGGAUAAUCCACUCAUUUCUUAGAAAGCAUUCCUAUUUUAGUGUAGUGUGCUGUUGUAGCGUUUAAAAGGAGUAGCUACAGGUUCAAACCAUAACUGGAUCCAAAAUGUAAUAUUGUAUCUAGCAGUGCAUUUUUAUCGGGUGUCCACACUGAAAUUUGAUGUAGUUUGUAGUUCUGAUUGUACCUUUCUGCUAUAGUGAUGAUUCACAAGGGGCAGUUAGACCUCAGUAAGUUUGAGAAGUUGCUUCAUACACCUAGCUGAUGUGUCUUCUAAAUCCAGAAAUCCUGUAAUUGUUGCACAAUUGUGUGCUAUAAGCCAUGCACCUCCCAUUAAUAACUGAAAAUUAAAAUUGGCGGAUUGACCCCUCUGUGUGAACCUUCAACUCCAUGUUGCAUUAUCUUAAUGGUGCUCCUCAAUAUAAUGGCCUCUUAAUGUCAAGCCUUGAUACCAUCAGCGUACUGAACAAAUAUCCUGGCCUGCUAACCAAAGGGUGCUGGAACAUGAACUGCAAAUAAUAGUGUCUUGUAAAUAUUAUUGUUGUUAUUUAGUAAGUAACAAAAUGAUAGUGAUAGCUUAUUUUUGAUAAUAAUUACUCCGCUAAUCUCCCCUUUCACCCUUCUUGAAGAUUCAUUUUGUGAAAAUAAUAGUGGUGUUUUAACUGCUAAAUUAUUUAUCUAGUGUCAGUUGUUCAACCCAAAUAAAUAAAAGCUAAUUUGUAAAAAAUAAAAAUAAAUAAGGGAGAAAUGUAUUUUUAGACCUGUAAGGUUGCUACCCAGUAUUGUAGUUAUUGCACAGUUACCAAUGUGUGUCUGUUUUACCGAGAUUCACUUAGGGUUAUUUAUAAAGUGGUGCUAUGGGACAAAAUGUGCUGUUCCAAAAAAAAAAAAAAAACCUCAAUGGAAUGAAUGACUCUGUUUUUGUGUGUGAUAUUGCAUCUUUAGAAUGCAGUGUCACAGGAAAUAAUAUAUUGACUACAGUGUUUAUUCAUGUCACCCUAUAACCAACUUAGAUGAAAAAUAAUUUGAUGCAUAGGAGUCAAGAGAGUAACCCAGGAUGUUAACAUCAGCAAAUAUGGAGUCUUUGGAACCAAUGCCUAACUCUUUCUCCUUAUGACAUGCCUUAAGGGAAUGUCCUAAAUAUACAUGAAUAAGGGUUAUAGCCUUAACUAACCAUGUGCAGAAUAUAAGAGAACCUAGAUACUAAACAGGGUACACCAACUGGUCUAGAAUGACAACACCCAGGAAUUUGGAUGUCCCUGAAAAAAUGUCUAUUCCCUCGUGUUUUUGUGACCGAUAAAUCAAACUACUGGUGCUUAAGUCCACAGACCUUAGACAGGUUUGAUAAUCUGGAUUUAAUUUUUUGAUCAUAUCCUAGAAUUAUACAAAAUGGUAACUGUGAUUUAACGUAUAGUGGGUAAAAAAGAGACAGAGAGAUAGACCAGGUCUGUAUGUAUCAGAUGUAUUUUUUGGAAGGAGACAUUUUAAAUAUUGUGGCAGUGUCUGAAAUCUUGUUUUACACUACAUCUAGCCUACCUCAAAAUCCUUUGCUUAACCCUUCAGCGGCCAGGAAAGGCCCAGAAAGAGAGCAUCUGGCAGUGAAAAGGGUUAGAAUGCGCAUGCCUUGCACCAUGAUCUAUGCAUAGCUUGGCAGCUGGAUCAACGUCAAAAAUGGUGUAUUUUGUAAUAAAUGUACUAUCUUUUUUUAUUAUAAAACAAAACUGUAGUGACGUUCAGCCCCAUUUCAUCAUGCCUUAUAGUAAGUAAGCCUAGUUAUGUGUCAUUGUCUUGAGUCUUUCCCCCCCAAAAAAUGGUAGGAGCCUGAAAAUGUCACAUUUUGCUUAGUUUACCAUGAUUUAUUCUCCCAUUGAUAUCUCUACUACAGCAUAUAUUUAUGGACAGAAAUGGCGCUGACAAAAUGAAUCUAGUUGUUAUCUGCUGUUAAAAACAAGAAAUUAUAAAGGAUCUUAUGGCUUGGAUUCCCUCUAAAGGGCUGUAAAUUCUAAAAUAAUGGUCUGUGGUGUGAGCAGUCUUUUUUUGCAUAUGUUUUCCAUUGAAAUGUAUAGUUUAUUCUGCUAUGUCCUUGUGCAUCGUUGAAGCCAGUACCUUUUCUGCUGUAGAUCAUGUACUAAAAUUUAGCUUCUGCUUAUGAAUUUGUAAUUGUAUUAAGGGUAAAAUUAUUAUUCUGCUGCAAUUUAUUUCCUUUACCAAAAUGAAAAUAAACAUGUACUUGGGCCACC